Messenger RNA from Branchiostoma belcheri (Belcher's lancelet), 3092 nucleotides. Its product is annotated as sodium/potassium-transporting ATPase subunit beta-1-like. The coding region runs from base 35 to 958 and encodes 307 amino acids. NCBI's taxonomy places the organism in Eukaryota, Metazoa, Chordata, Leptocardii, Amphioxiformes, Branchiostomatidae. The record is from RefSeq and is a predicted model, not a curated record. Gene Ontology annotation, biological process: sodium ion export across plasma membrane; intracellular sodium ion homeostasis; potassium ion import across plasma membrane. Gene Ontology annotation, molecular function: ATPase activator activity. Gene Ontology annotation, cellular component: sodium:potassium-exchanging ATPase complex. The transcript has 6 exons.
AGGAGUCAAUCCCAGCAUCCUCUCCCCACCAAAAAUGGCGUCUAAAGCAGGAGAAGACGACAAGGAAUCUCAGGGAUUUUUUGCAAAUUUGGCUCAACAGCUCCGAGAUUUCAAGGUCUUUCUUUGGGAUCCUACUAGGAGAACUGUCUUGGGAAGAAAUGCGAAGAGUUGGGGUGAGGUUGGUCUGUUCUACCUGAUCUUCUACUCCUGCCUGGCAUGUUUCUUUGCCAUCACCCUGAUAGUCUUCUACCAGACCCUGAGCUGGGAACAACCUACCUACUGGGCCGGCACCAACUACAUGAACAUCCCCAGUGUGGGGUUCCGCCCUAAUAUCAAAACGGAGGGUAACAUCGCCUUCAACCCCACCCAAGCCAAGUCCUACGCGAAGUACGUUAACCAGCUGGACAGCUACCUGGCACCAUACAAUACCACGAAUGAUGAUGUGUAUGUAGACUGCACUUCCAGUCCUGCCCCCAAGGGGAAGCUGUGUAAGUUUGACGUGUCUCAGCUCGGCCCCUGCGCCACAUCUCCGUACGGCUACGACCAGGGCAAGCCUUGUAUCCUCCUCAAGUUCAACAGGGCCUUCGGCUGGAUUCCUGUUGCCUAUGACACUGUUCCCGACAAACUGGCUGCCAUGAACUUCACCAACGGUGCUGGUACUGUCCUCUGCAAAGGCAAGUAUGCACCUGACAGGAACGCGCUGAACCAGGACGACAUCAGCUACUACCCCGGCGAGUUCGGCGCCAACUACUUCCCCUUCCUGGGUCACAUCGGCGGGAUCGACGCCACGUCCCGCUACCUGAGCCCGCUCAUCGCCGCCCAGUUCAACAACGUCACCACCAACAAGAACAUCCGCGUGCUGUGCGAGGCCUUCUCCGGAAACAUCCAGGCCAGCGACCGGACAGAAGACAUCGGCCGCUUGCAGAUCGACCUGCGCAUCUCCGCCGGAGCCAACUAACGAUUGCUUUCCCCUAGAUGGUCGAUGUAUAACUAGGGUUUUAGAGUAAAGAAAUGGUGGUCAGCAUAGGGGGGGAGGAGGCCGUUACUGGGUGGAUUAAGGAUGUAUUUAUUCCUGUUCUAGGCCACUGAUUGUGUUCCACAGUGCAUGUUUCCAAGAUUUCACAAGCUACUGUAGAUAACAGUGUCAUAUAUCAGGUCCUGAACUAUGGACAAACACCAAAAAUACUAUAAAGAGAAGUUAAAAACCGUUGUUGAACCCAAAGUUACAGAUAUCCUUGUCAGCAUGAGAAAACGUCAACAGUAGAAAGCAAGCAAACAGUUAAUAUCCAACAUUGUAUAGUGUUACUUGCACAAAGAAUCUAAUGUAAUUCCCACGCACUUCUAGAACAUUAGGAUUUGCCUCUUUUCCAUUCAUAUCCACAUGUAAAUAGGAAAAUUCAGGGCUUGUUUUUUUUUCUUUUGUUUUUCCUCUCCCAUGGAGAAUGAAUCGCUGCUCCCCCUAGAGAUUCCAUCGUGUAGUGCACCUUCAUAUGUACAUUAUAUAACCCUCCUCCUCCUGUAGCCAUACAUAACACAUAAUGCUUCAAACACUAAAUAUCAAUGAAUUGUCUAAGAUGUAAAAUUCACUGUUCAAAUGUUAACAGGACUGAUCGUUCUGUCAGUCUAGAGAGAUAUUACAACUAAAUACAGAAAUUAAUACAGUUCAUGAAUUAGACGUUCAUUUUUUUUAUUUCGCUGUAAUUUUAAGUACUUGUAAGAACUGUCCUGCUUGUGUAAUCGAUGUACGUUUACUCCAGAACCAAACUUAGGUGGCUGCCAUUGGCUCUUAUGUAGAGGCAUUUUUUAAACAUUAGUGUUUCACGUGUGUAACAGAAUGUAACUAGUCAACACAGCUUCUAACAACCAGCUAUGUCAAAUCGCAAACUUUUUGACUGCUGAAAAAAAAAAACACAACUGCUAUGAUGAUAUUACUAGUUUGAGGCUUUGUCAGGUAGAUAAAUAUGUAGAUAUAUUAUAUAUACGUGUCUGUAUAAGAUCCCGGACCUUCCCCAUAGUUCCUGCAGGAGUUUGUGUUCCUUUCCUUGUAGUGUGUAGAUGGUGUUAGUAGUAAGCUCCCUCUCUACAGUUUGGAUGGGAUUUUAGACAAUUUAGACUUAAUUGUGUCUUCCUGUAGGGAGGGAGGCAAGGUGUAUCUAGGCAAGUCUUAUAUGCAAUCCUCCACUUGCUUCUAUCUCUUGGGUUUCUUAGGAAAAUGUAGUCGGUGGGUCGGUUGUUUUCAGAUGUUUAGUAGCAAGUGAAGUAGUCAAGUCAAGAGUUAAUUGAUAAAAAAAUGUGGAUCUUUUCUGGAUUCUUCUGUAAGAUGCAAUGAUUUUUAUGUGAAGGGUAUAUUGGCAUGGUUGGUAUCUGACAGUUUUGUGGUUUAGACUUUUUUUUGUAAUUCCAAAAUACAGUUGUGCAGAAUUUGGUGUUAGAGUAAAUGGCUGACUCUGAGUAUAAUAUCACUAUGGACAUACCAAGUAUGUGAUGAAAACAACAAGUGACUGCUGUUUGUGGUAUGUCUUCAAUUUUUUCACGGCAGACUGUAUCCUUGACAAGUCUUUAACAUCUUGACCUGUACUGUAUUGCUGUUGGAUCAAAGGCAAAAGAUUGUUUUUGGCAGGACUAAAUUUCUACCUCUGUUAGAAUGGAUGUUCAGAAGGGAACAUGCAGCAUACUUUUCAGGAAAAUUCCUGUGGGAACAAAGACCCAGCAAAAGACUUUGUCAGAGAUGCUGUCUUUGUUGUAGGUACAUGUAUGUUUGAAUGCUGUCACCGUAAUAUGUACCGUAAUCUGCCGGUGUUCAAAAAUGUAGAUUCCAAUGAUGCCAAUUUCUUCUCUCUCAACUGCUAAUAUCCCCUUGUUUCCCCCUGCAUGUUUAAAUGUGUUCCAUUGAGAUUAACCAUUUUUUUGUAGUUGAAGAUUUGUAUUUUGCACCAGGAGAUAUUUCUUAAUCGGAUCUAGACUCCUAAUGCCUGUAUCAAAUUUCUUUUGAUUCAUUUUGUACUGGCACUUUUAAUUUCGUGAUUGUUGAUUAUUACUUUAAGCAAGUGUUUGAUGAAUUUUAAUUGAAUAAAGUUCCCAAUAAAAAAUCC